Molecule: messenger RNA, 1593 nt
Organism: Lindgomyces ingoldianus
Lineage: Eukaryota; Fungi; Ascomycota; Dothideomycetes; Pleosporales; Lindgomycetaceae
Product: asparaginase-domain-containing protein
Exons: 3
Coding region: 119-1504 (461 amino acids)
Molecular function (GO): asparaginase activity
Source: RefSeq, a predicted model, not a curated record
CUCGCCCGACGCUGCACCAAUUGGCGAGGCCUUCGGCAACCACCUUUAUUCUCCGAUCGGCCUUUAUUUGAUACUGCAAAGCCGUCUUUAUCAGUGAGACCGUCUCACGGCACCUUUCAUGCCCGGAAAGCUGCUUGGGGGGAUGGACGAGCUCUUCCCAGAAGUUCAGCUUCCAGAAUCUCGAGUUCUUAUCAUUAUCACAGGUGGCACAAUAUGUAUGCGACGUUCAGAGGAUGGCCUGGUACCCGCGAAAGGUUUCCUGAAAGCUGGACUGGCACCGAGGCCUUCAUUCAACGAUGGUUCUUAUCCAGAACCGCUGGAAAUCGUGACCGAUGACAAGGGCACGAAGAAGGCAGUCCAGAGCUUGAGAACCCCGAUUAGCACGUACGACCGUCGAGUCCGGUACUCUGUACUCGAAUUCGACGAGCUCCUAGACAGCAGCUCCAUUGAUGCCGCAGGGUGGGACCACAUUGCAAAGUCUGUCUACCGGAACUACCAGCUUUUCGAUGGGUUUGUCGUACUCCAUGGCACUGACUCGCUGGCGUACACCUGCUCUGCGCUGAGCUUCAUGCUCCAGGACCUAGGAAAGCCUGUCAUUCUCACGGGAUCACAGGCGCCAAUGAUGGAGCUACAGAAUGACGCUCAAGACAACCUACUAAGCUCGCUGAUCAUUGCCGGCCACUUCAUGAUCCCAGAAGUAUGCUUGUUCUUCAACUUCAGGCUCUUCCGUGGUAACCGCACAACCAAAGUUUCUGCAGAUGACUUCAGUGCUUUCGCUAGUCCCAAUAUUCCGCCUCUAGCAACAAUUACAUCUCUCCGAACGAACGUUCAAUGGAACCUUGUGUACCGGCCAACACAAGUAAAUCCCUUCAGCAUCCAAACCAAAUUGGACACAGCACACGUCGCCUGUCUCCGCAUUUUUCCGGGCAUGAAACCUGAAAUGGUCGACGCAGUUUUACGCCUGGAAAGCCUGAAAGGCCUGGUCCUCGAAACAUUCGGUGCUGGAAACACCCCGGGAGGACCCGACAGCGCAAUGACCCGAAUCCUGGCAGAUGCAGUCAAGAGAGGAAUCGUAAUAGUCAAUGUGACCCAAUGCCUAAGCGGCAGUGUGAGUCCACUCUAUGCUCCUGCAACUGUUUUGGGUCGAGCCGGGGUGGUGUUUGGGCAGGACAUGACCACUGAGGCAGCUCUGACCAAGCUGGCUUACCUUCUAGCUCUCCCAAACGCUACGCCCGACGAGGUGGGCAAGCGUAUGUCGGUUUCUAUUCGUGGUGAGCUGACGGAGUCGACCCGUACCCAUUUCGAACAUCCGAAGAGCGGUGCCCUUACUCCAGAGCUAUCUAGCCUGACGGCAUUGGGAUACGCGGUCCAGAAAGGUAAAUUGCAAGAUGCACGGGACAUCAUUCGGGGUGAGCCUCGAUGGCUGCUGAAUGAUGCAGACUACAAUUUAAAUACUCCCGUGGUAAGUGAAUUCCCUCGCUAUCAUCUAGAGGUUGCAAGUUAGCGACCUCUUCCGGCCAACUACGUCCUAUCAACGCAGCAAUUAAGUCGAAACUUCCUGUUCUGGGCGAAAAACUCAGUGGAUGAGUGGGC